CCCCCCCCCCCCCGGGCCUGUGCUCAGGUGCAGCGGGCGCUGGCGCGCAGCUGCUCCCCAAGCCGUCGAGGGUGGAGGCGGGGAAAGGGCUCUGGCGCCCAACAUCCCCGCCCCCGGCCCAACGGCCAGCCGAGGGGGCGGCUGGGGAUGCCCGGGGCGGGGCGGCCGCUCCCCCGCUGGCUCCCGCCCGCGCCCCGCUUUCCCCGGGAGCAGCAUGGCCGGGAGCGGAGAGAAGGCGCCAGACUCCGGGCGAGGCUUCGUGAUUUUGGAUGACUGGCCAGGGUAUGACUUGAAUUUAUUCACAUACCCUCAGCACUACUAUGGGGAUCUGGAAUACGUGCUCAUACCUCAUGGCAUCAUUGUGGACAGAAUUGAACGCCUGGCCAAGGAUAUCAUGAAGGACAUAGGAUACUGUGACAUUAUGGUCCUAUGUGUGCUUAAAGGAGGUUACAAGUUCUGUGCCGAUCUUGUUGAACACCUGAAAAACAUCAGUCGGAAUUCAGAUAAAUUUGUCUCUAUGAAGGUUGACUUCAUCAGACUGAAGAGUUACAGAAAUGACCAGUCCAUGGGCGAGAUGCAGAUCAUUGGAGGCCAUGACCUGUCAACACUGGCUGGAAAGAAUGUCCUUAUUGUUGAGGAUGUCGUGAGCACAGGGAGGACGAUGAGAGCACUGCUGAGCCGCAUCGAGAAAUACAAGCCCAACAUGAUUAAGGUGGCCAGUUUGCUGGUGAAGAGAACACCUCAGAGCCAUGGCUUUCGACCUGACUAUACUGGAUUUGAGAUCCCAGAUUUAUUUGUGGUGGGCUAUGCCUUAGACUACAAUGAAUAUUUCCGAGAUCUGAAUCACAUAUGUGUGAUCAAUGAACAUGGCAAAGAAAAAUAUCGAGUUUAAAGAAGUAAAUUUUCACCACCAAAGUUCCAGAUUACAAAGUUCCAGCCAACUUACAACUGUGUUUGUCAUCCUGGGAAUCCUCACUCAGCAAAAUAUGAAAGGCAGGGGGACAGUGUCAAUGAAAAUGCUUUCUUUUCGGAGAUUAUCAUAUAAAGAGGAUUCGAGUUUCCGAAGGAAAACAAGAGCAAUGCUUUUAUUUAACUUGUUCCAAUUUAAACAUUCCACUUUGUGACUCACGGGUUCUAUCUGUCUGCCUCAAUCUUACAGGAGACCUCCUUUUGUUUGAUAGUCACUCUGCCUGAUUACUGUACCCCCUCCUAGUUACUCAAUAUUUCUCAGCUUGUCUGUGUACUCCAUUUUGCUAAUAUUUUUACCAUCUUAAAAAACUGGGGGCAGGGGGUGGUGUCUUUUAAGUUAAGCUCGAGAUCCAGAAACUAAUGCAACUACCUUUCCCUGCAGAAAAGGGAGAGAAAGGACAAUCUAAUAUAAAUUUGUUUGUGCGAUCUGGCAGGCCAUCAUUAUCUGCUUUGACAAAGCCUUUCUGAACUGCCUUCUACAAUGAAUCUUAAUGAUGUUAUGAAAUGAGCCCUUGCUGGCAGCUCUUGAUUGGAGCUUCCGGUAUGUGAUAACAGUAUGUCAUGUAUGCAUGGAUGUACUCAACUGUAUUUAAUUCUCUGAAUUUUAAUUAGAAACAAAACAAUGGUAGCAGGGCACUCGCUUCUAAGCUGCAUCCUUUUAUUCAUGUGGGACAUGAGCAAAUGGGAGACUCGAUGGGGGAAGGGGGGCUGUUUUCACAGCUCCAAACUGAGCAAGUGUAAGUUUUCUCUUUAUUUGCAUCAAAGGAUGAGCACUAUCAUGCGCUAUCUGAAACAUUAGCAGAGGUGCAGCUGUUUUGUCAAUGGCCUUAAAGACUGAUCAUAUAAUCAAAUAUAAAUUUUAAAAAAUCAAGCUGACUUCAGAAAGUUUUUUACUAACAUUUUUUAAAAUUCUUACAAUUUUACGAGAUGUUUUCUAUUUUAUAGGGAUUUCCAUUGGAAAUUAACUUGAGUGCUGGUAGCUGUUCUGUUCUCACUUCCUAAAAGGAACAAAUACAAAAUAAAUAACUAAGCAGCCUUUGUUUGGAUCUGAACUGUAUGUGGUGUAUUGUUACUAGGUUCUAGCUUCCUUUAAACUAAUAAAGAAUAAGAAAAUGUGUUAUGUC
Sorex araneus (European shrew) is the source of this 2093-nucleotide messenger RNA. It is a transcript of the gene PRTFDC1, whose product is annotated as phosphoribosyl transferase domain containing 1. The record is from RefSeq and is a predicted model, not a curated record. Gene Ontology annotation, molecular function: hypoxanthine phosphoribosyltransferase activity. The coding region runs from base 215 to 892 and encodes 225 amino acids. Lineage: Eukaryota; Metazoa; Chordata; Mammalia; Eulipotyphla; Soricidae. Gene Ontology annotation, biological process: purine ribonucleoside salvage. The transcript is spliced from 9 exons.